AUGAGAACGAUGUCUGAUGAGACAGAACCAAGGAUGUGUGAUGAAGAUCUGGAGUCAGAUGAGGGGGACGUUGAGGACUACCUGGAGGAAGAGGAGGGGGACGUUGAGGACUACCUGGAGGAAGAGGAGAACAGCAGAGAACUAAUGGACCGACUCAGAGAACUAGAGGUGAGUCAACCACAAUCAUAAUGAACUGAAUAUAAAGCAUCUCAAAUUAUAUUAUUUUUAAAAUAUAAUUUCAGCACAUAUUCAGCGCUUUCAUUAAAAUGUUCACAUGAAACAUUUACAGUUAUGAAUAAUCUAUUGGCUUCUUUUAACAGACAGAGAAUUCAGCUCUUGUGUUGGCAAAUGAGAGUCAAAGAGAGGCAUAUGAGAGAUGUCUGGAUGAGGUGGCCAACCAUGUGGUCCAAGCUCUACUCAACCAAAAGGUAAACUGACAAUUCAUCCUCAACAAUCAAUCAUUAUUGAAAGUCCAUUUUGAAUCACAACCAGUAAGACAUGGGUUGUGGUUUUAAUGAUAUGUUUUGUUUUUACAUAUAUGCAGGAUCUGCGAGAGGAGUGCAUCAAGCUAAAGAUGCAUGUGUUUGACCUGGAGAGACAGAACAGAGUGCUCUGUGAGCUCUUCCAACAGAAACUACCCAACCAGUCAAGCUCGCACGACCAGGUAUAAAGUAAUAUCACAAUCUGCCCUGAGACAUGGCUGUAGACUCCUACGGCAACAUUACGUCAUAAGAGUCUACAGCCAUGUUACACCAUAGGAGUCUACAGCCAUGUUACACACUCUUAGAAAAAAAAGGUGCUAUCUAGAAUCUUAAAGGGUUCUCCGACUGUCUCCAUAGGAGAAUCCUUUGAAGAACCCUUUUUGGUUCCAGGUACAACCCUUUUGGAUUCCAUGUAGAACCCUUUCUACAGAGGGUUCUACAUGGAACCCAAAAGGGUUCUACCUGGAACCAAAAAGGGUUUUUCUUAUGAGGACAGCCGAAGAACACUUUUGGAACCCCUUUUCUUUUUAAAGAGUGCACUAUAGGAGUCUACAGCCAUGUCUCAGGGCAUUGUCAUAAUAUGCUGUGUAUUGAUGUCCUGCUGCUGUGUGUUGUAAUGUAGCCUAUAGUAUAGAGUCCUAUAACAAUUUUUUGCUUAAAGUGGUGUACAUGAUAUCCUAAUUGCAUUGAAUUUACUGUUACAGGUGCAGCCAGGACCCCUCCCAGUGUACAAUACACAGCUGCUGCACAAUGUCUCUGACAAACAGGUGGAGUCACAGUCACAGAGUCAAGCACAAGCCAAGGUGUGGACAAUGCACAGUCAACACUUAAUCCUGAGACAUGGCUGUAGACUCCUAUUGGGAUAAACACUGUCUGGGUUACGUUAGCAGUCAUGACUUAUACUGUUGGGUCCAUGGUUUCUCAUAUGAAAUGGCAUUUCCUUUCUAUUUCACUAUAGUAAAGACCUGGACUUUCUAAUCUCUGUUAAACUGAUUUCCUUCACUUAUGCCAACAGUGUUUUUGUUCUGUAGAUUUUUCAUAUACAGUAUGAGGCUGCUGUCUUGUUGAAGUGUUAUUGAAAGAAAUUAUAUGAAUCUUGUUUAUAACCUUUAUUUAACCAGUUAGUUAUUGAGAACACAUUCACUUCUACAAUAACAACCUGACAAUCUUUCUCUCAACAGGGAAAUGGGUUCCACCGCACACUGCCACAGGCCCCAGCAACUCCCCCCCGAGGCCCAGCCGCAUCCAUGGAGGCCCUGUCCCCAUUCUUCAAGAAGAAAGCACACAUCCUGGAGGUCCUCCGCAAGAUGGAGGAGACCGACCCCCUCAAGUUCCACCCCUCGGCAGGCAGCAUCUCCUUCUGUGACUACAGCCAGGUUCUGAUGUCCACAGAGGCUGUCCUGGCUGCUGGAGACCUGUGUAAGAAGCACCAGACACGCUGCCGCUGCUCCUGCUCAGACUCUGACAACACGCAACACCAGCAGCACAUGAAUGGUGAAGGGCAGUUAUGUCCUACUCACUGCAAGAAGAGCACAGACAUUCCAGUCAAAUGUAACCAUAUUUGCACUCCAAAGCCUAACUCAACCCCGAACCACAUCAAAGGCACAUCCACCACAGCUGCUAUUAGUGAAUUCCACAUCAAGAGCACAUCAGUGGAGAAACACCAGACAAUGAAUGACCACCAGCAACCAGCGGGUCCCAACUCUUACUUGUCAAUCACAGGCGUAGAUCAGACUAGUCCAGCCAAUCAGUGCCCAGAGGCAGAGAUAAAGACAGGGCAGGUCCAGGGCACAGAUGAAGAGGGCUGUCUUAAAGGAAAAUCUGAAGACAGCAGUUUGUUUACUUCCCAACUGCCUGUCCCUGGAGUGAAGGACAACCCUCAGAUUGCAUACUGUGAGCUGGAAACCAAUGGGUUUCUCCUCUCCUCCAAUGAUAGUGAUGAUGUGUUGAGUGAUGUAGUAAUCCCAGAGAAAGACAGUGGCCCAGCAGAGGAGGGGGCUCUCUCAGGGAGAGCCAACGUGGCCUUCAGCCCCAUCCCCUCCUCCUGCCUCAUCGACGUCAAAGCUGCUGCUAUCAACUCCUCGUCCAGGAUCGUAAAGUUUAUAAAGAUCCCCACGAUGGCAGAGAGAACCCAGGCAGUGGCCAGUGCUGUCCGUCUGAGCCCACAGCUCACCCGAACCUCCAAGAUCCCCUGCCGUACCAAUAACUAUGAGGUGUACCACUCCCCCGUCCCCUCCCGCAGAGCCACCACCACAGAGAGGACCAGGCAGCCUCCUCCUCCACCCGCCAGGUCAGAGUCCUACCCAGCCACCACACACUCAGCCUCAGCCCCCACCUCCCCGCCACAGCCUGAGGAUGCCUGCUCUCCUCCAGCCAAGGAGCUUUGCUACAGCAGCCUCUCUGCCCCCAAGGCAAGCCGUGGUGUUCCCAAGCCACUGGCCCCUGGCACUUCGCAGACACCCAGGGCCUCUUCUCAGAAGGUCCCGUACUAUGAGAACGUUUCGGCACUCUCCAUCUCGGCUCAGCUGGAAGAAUCCAAGGUCCCAGAGAACAUAAACAUAUCAUCUUCCUCUUUUACCAACACAGAUAGUGACAGGAAGCAAGUGAAUUCACUACUACAUAAAGAGAAUGUCCGGAGUCUCCAGCUGCAGCAUUUCUCCCCUGCCUCGGACUCCCCCUCCUCCUCAUCUUCCUCAUCCUCUUCAUCCUCGUCCGAUCAGGAUGUGAACACAGACAGCCCAGUCUGGCACGGCCACCACAGUCUGCCCAACCCUUCUGCCCUCAGAGCAGCUCAGUCUCAGGGGAGCCCUGCUCACUACGCCAGCAUGAAAGACAGAGGAUCACAGGACCAGGACGCUAGAGAAACCACCAUGCAGAACUCUGAUCUCUCCCAGUCCCAGCAUCCAGCUCUCCCAGCCAAGAGACACGAUCCCUCAUCCAUUCCCAAGAGGCCUUCUCGGGUAGCAGGGCCAGGGAGGCAGCCAGCCGAGUCUAGUCACACAUUCAAAGACAGGCUGGCUGCACUUGGCAAGCUGAGGAGCUCUGAGGAUUUACAAGUCAAUGUGCUGCUGCCAGUUGACAAGCCAGACCCUCAUAGUGAUGAGAGUAUAGUCACUUUUAACAUUGACAGGAGUAAGACAGCGGAGAAGCCUGUGGAUGGUAAUUUAGAGGAGCAGAGGCACUCGAAAUAUACAGACUCUUUGGAUGUUAAGCCUAAAGGUAUUCUUGGUAGUGUUGUUUUGAAGUUCCCUGGUGCCUGUCAGUCCUACGAUCCAGCAGCUAAGUCUCUUCUCUCUGGCUCUUCAGUCGCUAAGGCAGAGCUGGAGACGCUCUCAUCCAGAGUGGGUGUGACUAAUACAGACAACCCCAAAGGUAAACUGGGCCUACCGUCCCCAAACACUGACACUCCCAUAGUUCUACAGAACAUGAAAUGCCCAGCUUCUCUGAACCUGUCUUACCAUGGUAAACAACCUGCACCCAGCAUCCCUCAGAGCAGCAACAGCCCCAACAAAGUCAUGCCUAAGUCCCCGUCUAAACCGUGCCAGGCCCUGGCUCCCUCACCCUCAGCUGUCAGUAGAGGUGGAACUGGGAAACCCACCCUGGAUGCCCCAGCACUGACACCACGCUACUCAUCCAAGUCAGAGGACAGGAGCAAGCUCAACGCAAACAAGAAGAGAAACACCACAGUGCGCGGAGACAGCCUUCCUCCCCCAAGGCCAACAUCAGGCACACAGCAGGAGGAGGAGAGACACCUUGUCCCUAUUGUCCCCAGCCCCACCCCCGGCCCUACGUCAGCCAUGGAAGAGAAGGUGAUGAAGGGUAUUGAGGAGAACAUGCUGAAACUGGCAGAGCAGGACCGGGACAGAGGACAGGUAUUGAUGUUUGUUUUCUCUAACUAUGGUAUAGUGUUGUGUUUUAAUGUGUUAUUAUCAAGUAUUUCAGAGUGUUUGCUGUCAGCAAUUUGAUAAAUAAAAACUUUGAACAGGUCACCGAGGUGAAACAGAAAGGCUCCAAUGGCAUCGCAAGCUGGUUCGGCCUGAAGAAAAGCAAACUCCCAGCUCUGAACCGCAAACCAGACACGCCUCCUAAAAUCAAAGACGAGAAGAAGGGUGGAGAGUGGAGGCUGAAUAUCCCUUCCAAGAUGGCGGGGUCUAAGUCUAAAGGAGAGGGGGUGGGGGUGGAGAGCCUGAAUAUCUCUAUGCUGAUGGAGAAGGCGGAGGGUCUGAGGAGAGCUCUGGAGGAGGAGAGAGCCUACAUGAACGGGGUCGAGGGGGCUGGGAGGGACCGCUCUGGGAGGGGUCACUCCUGUGAGGUGGUGAUGGACCAAUCACAGGGCCAGUUGUCUGUGAUGUACAGGGGAGCGCGCUCAGACAAUUUCAUGCAGCAGUUACUGAACAGGUGAAGAAAUGAUAGAAGCAAGCACUGUUGGAUUCUAUGUAUAAGCCAGUUAAGAUUGAUCUAUUGUAAAAAGUGAAUUUUGUGCAAAGGUGGAAAGAUCAGUUGUUUUGUGUUGCCUUUCCUUUUAUAAACAAAUUCCUUAAUCUGUUGUGACUAUAGGGUGGAUGGGAAGGACUUCAGUGGCAUCAGUGUGGCCCAGAGACGCCUCUCCUUUGACUGUAAGACCUCCAGACCAUUCAGCAGCCACCAUACAGACAGCAUCAUCAGCCACAACACCAACAGAGAGGACAUGCAGAAGGUAGGCUACAGCUGAAUUACGAUGAGUAUUCAUUAGGGGUUCACAGCGAAACUAUUGUUAUUGUCUGAAUUCUUCUUCUUUUUUCCUUGACAUGGUCUAAUAACUCAAGCAUAGAUUGGUUAAAAAAGUAUCUAAUUUGGUACACAGAAACUAGAGCCCACUUUGUGUGUAGGUAUCUUUCUUCAUGCUGAACAAAUUUGCUUUAAGGACCUAUAAGGUCCAUCAUUUUGGAAAUGUGGGAAAAGUUGACAAAUAACAAAUCUGAUUUUACAUGUCCAUUUAAACCACUGUUAAUCCACUCAACAGUUGCCUAUCAACCUGAAACGUGGAAUCGCUAUCAUGGUUGUCCCUAAGAUGAACCACACUGAAUUUGGUAUUGAUAUCUCAAAAAACAAGGAAACUAUUAACAACUCAUUCUUGCAUAUGUCAUGCUAAUGCUCAAAAUCAUCUGCAAUCAUCUUAUCCAACUGAUCUUGUGUCCUUUCCGUUCAUUGCUGCUCGCAGCUGUAUUUUUCACUUUAUUAUGUGUGACUAUUAUGUUAUUAUGUGAUUAUUGUUGUGUGUAUUAUGUAUGUUUUUUGGCUGUUAUUUCACUUCAUGAAUGUGUGAAUGUGCGUAUUGAGAACUCUGUUUCUGUUUUUUCUUUACUCAGGGUUCAGAACAUCUGAUAAGUAACAUCCCCUCAUAUGAGAAUUUAGCUGACCCAGUUCACUCCCAGCCCUUUGCAGGUAGGAAAAUGGUCUGCUCACAAUCCUUGUUUAUGGAGGCAUCCAGUCUUGCUUUGAUUUAGUUCAUCCUUACACUUUACAUAAUCAAAACAGAAAAUGUUUUACAUUUCAUAAUUGCCUUUGGUAUACAGGAGCUAUUAACCGAAAAUGACAACGUGCACAUUUAUCAAAAUGUAACAAGUGCAAUUCCUCUCCUCUCUCUCUACUUCUCCCCUCUCCUACUAGCUUCUGGAGCCUCCACUUACACACUAGACAGUGGCAUUGGCACCUUCCCUCUGCCUGACUACAGUAGUGGGGCAGCAGGAAGAAGCAUGUCUAAGAUGAGGGGGGCUGGAGCUGAGCAUGGCUCCUCUAGUUCCCCGGGGAGGGUAGGAAGGAGGGCUAGGACCCUGGACAGAGAACCCACGUCCCUGGAGCAGUGCUAUCAACCUCACAGAGAGAUGACCACGCCGGUACUGUACGGGUCUGUACUGGAGGGGAAAGGCAUGAACAGACAGACAGCUGGGGUCAUUCAUGAAGGUACAGUACUGAGAAAUAUACAUCACAGUUCAUAAUAUCAAAUGCUGUAUAUCACAGUAUGCAAUAUGAAAUAUAUCACAAUACACUAUAUCAAAUAUUUAAUACUCAAAAUCAAACACAUCAUAAUACCUGUAUAGCAAUCUGAUGAUUUGGUAUAAGAAACUUUAAUGAGUUUUAUACAAUAAAUACUUUAUGUAUGGACUCUUUCAUUUAGAAUAAUCCUGAAUAAAAUGUAUUUUGUAACCUUUGCAGACAAAGAAGCUUAUGGAGCUCACAUGCUGUCCCCCCACUCAAAGACCUGGACGUUCCCCAACCUGAAGACCCCUACAGGGCCCACUGAGGUGUACCUGGCCAUGGAGGAAGAGGUGGAGACUGCCCCCUAUGGAUCCCCAUUCAGAGGGGUGGGUUGAAAAUGAUAAUAAUGUCAGACUAACUAUUUUUCAUUUGUAAUAUUUAAAUUCUUUACAAUAAUGUAUUCAUGAAUAAUUUAGAAUAGGAUUAUUAAAAAUUAAUUGUGGAUUUGUGACAUUUGUGAACUUUUUACAAAUAACUAAUGACUCUCUCUUCCCUCCCUCCUUAUCCCUCCCUCCUUUCCCUCUUUCCUCCUCCCUCCCUCCCUCCCUCCCUCCCUCAUUCUCUCCCCCCUCCUCCUCUCUCCACUCCUCUUCCACCUCCUCCUUAUAGAAGGCCUGUGGUCCCUCUGUCUCUCGUAACAUGGAUCCCAGCAGUCUGCCGGUGCCGGCCCAGACAGGGUUGAGCCGACGUGGGAAGAUCCGCAGUACGCCCAGUGCCCCAGACAUGGGCCUUGGCCGGGAGGCGGGCCUGGAGCUGGUAAGGGAGAGGCCUGAAGAGGCCCUCUCCCCCAGCCGACCCCAGGUCCUAGAGACCCCCGAGUCGCUCAGUGACUCUCUCUACGACAGCCUCUCUUCCUGUGGUAGCCAGGGAUGA
Coregonus sp. 'balchen' is the source of this 7373-nucleotide messenger RNA. The record is from the annotation of a GenBank genome assembly. Lineage: Eukaryota; Metazoa; Chordata; Actinopteri; Salmoniformes; Salmonidae.